Molecule: messenger RNA, 2394 nt
Organism: Annulohypoxylon maeteangense
Lineage: Eukaryota; Fungi; Ascomycota; Sordariomycetes; Xylariales; Hypoxylaceae
Product: OPT family small oligopeptide transporter
Exons: 5
Coding region: 1-2394 (797 amino acids)
Biological process (GO): transmembrane transport
Molecular function (GO): oligopeptide transmembrane transporter activity
Source: RefSeq, a predicted model, not a curated record
AUGGGCUUCUCAUUGAAGGGAGCAGAUGCUUCUGCUACGACUACUUCCGAGAUCAAUCCUGACGCAAUCGAAAAUAAAACACCUAGUUCGUCCGAUGAGAAACUUCGCGAAAUAGACGUGGCGACUGCGAUCGCAGAUCUCGACAAGAUUCAGCACAACCAUCAAUGGGACCCGAAUCUUCCUCAAGAGAAACUUGAUGCCGUCAAGUCUGCACUCGAACAUGGAGAUGUCAAAGAGAUUGCCGAGGCCGACCUACUAUUCACCGAAGACUCGCCUUACGAAGAAGUACGUGCCGCCGUUCGCAACACUGAUGGGGGAGAGGUCGCCUGUACUGUGAGAGCAUGGAUACUGGGAAUGAUCUUCGUCACAAUUGGCAGUGGCCUGAAUAUGUUAUUGAGCAUGCGAAGUCCUCUGGUUAAUUUCCCAGCAUUGGUGGUCGUACUCGUGGUCUACCCAGUUGCGAAUCUCUGGGCGAAAAUUAUGCCUACGAGGGUGUUCAACACAUUCGGACUACAGUGGACGUUGAAUACUGGCCCAUUCACCAUCAAGGAACAUGUGGUCAUCACUAUCAUGUCAAAUGUCUCGUUAGCAUAUGCAUACUCUACGGAUGCACUGCUUGCACUCCAGGGAAAGCCAUUUUACGACAUCAACUUAGGUUGGGGUUUCGCCUUGAUCUUCACUUUGAGCUCUCAGCUCAUGGGUAUUUCGUUGUCUGGCCUAUUCAGGCGCUUCCUCGUCUAUCCUGCAGCGAUGCUGUGGCCAACCCAGUUUUCAUACACCUCGCUUUUCUACGCCCUUCACGAUAAAAGCAAAAGUGACGGCUCUACUUCCAACGGAUGGACCAUCAGUCGUUACCGAUAUUUCUUCUUGGUGACCGGGGGCAUGUUCGUGUAUUAUUGGAUCCCGGCUGUACUUUGGCAAGGUCUCAGCGUUUUUGCAUUCGUUACUUGGAUUAAACCGAAUAAUGUCGUGCUCAACCAACUCUUCGGUGGCUACACGGGGCUCAGUCUCAUUCCCAUAACGUUCGACUGGACUUACGUCUCUGCGUACCUAUACGACCCGCUACUAGCCCCGACGCAAGCCCAUGUUAAUACUCUAAUUGGCCUAUUCAUUUUUGUCAUGAUCACCACGAUUGGAAUUGUGUAUACUGGAGCACUUUAUUCCGAGUACCUCCCUAUGGUGACAUCGCAAACCUACGACAACACACAGAAGGCCUAUACUGUAAGGAAUAUUCUUGGGGAUGAUUUUACACUCGACUUGGAAAAGUACCGCAACUACUCGCCACUGUUUUUAUCUCCAACUCUGGCCCUGAAUUAUGGGCUGUCCUUUGCCGCAUUGACAGCAUCACUUGUCCACGUCGGACUCUUUCACGGGAAAGAGAUAUGGUAUCGCUACAAAACUGCCCGUAAUCAGGAACCCGACAUACAUCUCAAACUCAUGAAGAAAUACGACGAGGCUCCCGAAUGGUGGUACACGGCUCUUCUCCUUUUCUCGCUCGCACUAGGACUUGGGACUGUCCUGGGCCACGAUUCGCAAUUGCCCUGGUGGGGAUUUUUCAUAUCUAUCAUUAUCGCAUUCGUAUUUGUGAUUCCCACAUGCAUGAUCAUGGCCGUUUCGAACAUUAUGUUAUCCCUAAAUGUUAUUUCGCCUUUUAUAGCAGGUUUCAUCUUCCCGGGUCGGCCCAUCGGUGUGAUGAUCUUCAAAGUUUUCAGUACAAUUACCUUAGGACAAGCUCAGACUUACGUACCCCCUCGGGUCACUUUCUGGUGCCAGGUUGUCGCGAGUAUAUGGGCCGUUUUCGUACAAAUUGCUGUGAUGAAUUGGACCUUAGGGGCCAUUCCCAACGUCUGUACUAGCACUCAGUCGAGUCAUUUUACCUGUCCCAACGGACGCGCAUUUUUCUCGUCCAGUAUCGUCUGGGGAGUUCUCGGGCCGGAGCGCAUGUUUGGGCCUGGAUCGAUGUAUGUGAAUUUCAACUGGUUUUGGCUUAUUGGUGCCGUAACCCCAGUGAUAUUAUGGGUUUUUGGCCGCAAGAUGAAUAUUGGUCUCGCACGCCACCUUCACGCACCGAUUUUGUUUGGGGCUAUGGCUUGGCUUCCGCCCGCUACCCCGAUUAGCUUUUCGACGUGGGCGCUUUGGGGUUUGGUCUUCAACUACGGCAUACGAAAGAAGUUCAACGGAUGGUGGCGCACUUACAACUACGUCACCGCCGCAGCGCUUGACGCGGGUCUUAUCUUGUCGACCAUUGUCAUCUUCUUCGCGAUCACGAUGUCAGGAGUUACCAUUCCUCAAUGGUGGGGUAACGUGGAUGUGUACAAUACUGUUGAUGCAACGAAUACAGCAUGGCUCAAAACAGUACCGGAGGGUGAGACGUUCGGGCCAGCAACGUGGUAG